AUGCAAAUGAAAACCGAUCGCAUAAGCGUCGUUUGUUACGGCGACGGUGAAUGGCGAGAAAAACGGACGAACUUGAUCAUUAGAGAUAUAAACUCGGUUGAGUGCGUUCCGUCAACACCAUCUGUUCAUCCAGAGCACUACAGCGGCGAUCAUUUGUGCAAGGAACCGAAUUUGAGAAGUGAUGACCGCAAAUCGGUUAUGACAACAUCGAAAUGCAAACCAAACAUCAGGGCUGGAUGCAAAUACUUUGUUAAAUGUAAUUCGGGAUUGAUUAUUAACAUAGUCGAAGAAGAAAGUUCAUCAUUGACCGUUGCGUGUGGUGCUGAUGGGAAAUGGCUGGAAAAAAGGACGAAAAACAAGUUCGACGAGAUCUACAGUUUGGAAUGUGUAUCGUCGCGUAUGUUCAUCUCUCACUUGCUCUUUCAUACGCACCUUUCUCAAUCGAUCAUGCAAUUCAAAUUCAAUCAGAUUUCGAAAAUGUAUUCUUGUGAGUUAUUCGACGUUAAAUGUACCAAAAUUCUCAUCGGUAGUCAAAGCUCACAGAUCCGUUUGAGUUUUGCAAAUAGUCCGUGA
This is a messenger RNA of Anisakis simplex (herring worm), 573 nucleotides long. Lineage: Eukaryota; Metazoa; Nematoda; Chromadorea; Rhabditida; Anisakidae. The record is from the annotation of a GenBank genome assembly.